Python bivittatus (Burmese python) is the source of this 1077-nucleotide messenger RNA. Lineage: Eukaryota; Metazoa; Chordata; Lepidosauria; Squamata; Pythonidae. The record is from RefSeq and is a predicted model, not a curated record.
UCUGUUUUUGCUGACCCAGCCAUGUUGGACACACUCAUCCCAACCCAUCCCGCGUUAGUGAAUGCCAUCGUCCUGGUCCUUCAUUCUGUGGCAGGCAGUGCACCUUUGCCCACUGCGGAGACCUCCUCGCGUAGCAUGCCUUCCAGCUCAUACCGGGACAUGCCGGGAGGCUUCCUUUUUGAAGGUCUCUCUGAUGAUGAAGACGAUUUCCAUCAGAGCACAAGGACCACCCCCUCCAGCAGCACCUCUGGAUCCCGGCCAGCGUCUCUUGGCUACACGGGGGCAGCAGGCCCUCGACCCAUCACGCAGAGCGAGUUGGCCACGGCCCUUGCCCUCGCCAGCACCCCAGAGAGCAGCUCACACACCCCAACGCCUGGAACUCAGGGCCAUUCUUCCGGCACUUCUCCCAUGUCCUCCAGCGUGCAGUCGGGAACACCCAUCACCAAUGACCUCUUCAGCCAGGCCUUACAGCACGCUCUCCAGGCAUCAGGACAGCCCAACAUGCAGGGCCAGUGGCAGCCUCAGCUGCAGCAGCUGCGGGACAUGGGCAUCCACGAUGACGAGCUGAGCCUCCGCGCCCUGCAGGCCACUGGGGGUGACAUCCAAGCUGCCCUGGAGCUCAUAUUCGCAGGAGGAGCUCCCUAACGUCGCCAAGGUCUCAGAUCCACAGGAGGGGAUCGUGUGCAUGCGACCUCCGCACCACAAAGCCAGCCCUUCAACGCGCAUUGCCUCCCCAUUUCACGGUGUGCUCCUCCGUCCUCAUACUGCAGAGUCCAGAACAUUUUGUACAUCCCCUUUUCCUUGUCUCCGGACGAGGACUAUUGAAACAGGAGCUCUCGACAUCAGAGUGCAGUUUAACAAAACGGCUACCUUAAGACAGGAAUGUUCCAGGAUCAGGAGAUUGUUACCUGCUCUGGAAAUGACCUACCUCUGCCCAGUCCAAAAUGGCCCCUUGAUCAUCUUCAAGAAUAUGCUCACUUCUCUCUCCUUCUUAUGGUGGUUUUAUUCCUCUUGCAACCAAGAUCCUGUAUGGUUUGUUGGACUCUUAACCUGUCUCAUUAAAUCUGGUUUCCCCCA